AUGGACAUCGACAAGGACGUUGUCGACUGCAAGAUGGCCCGCCGAACGUCCCGCAAGCCAACGCCGGCGGCAGCCGCGAACGCGGCGCGGGUGCGGCCGAUCCUGCCGUCUAUCACGGUACUGCCCGAGGCCUCGGAACCGGAAGAACCAGGGCGCAGCGACGCGGUCGCUGCGCCAACGCGCCAACGCGGCCCGACGGCCCUGAGCCGGAACAUCCACAACGACGCCGAAUUGGAAGACAACCUCCACCGCAUACAUACCACCAUCCAUGCCGAGCGGCCAAUGACUACAAAACGGGCCUAUGCGCCGAAGCAGGCCGAGUUCCAGGGCUUCUGCCGGGCCCGGGGCUUCCAAGAUGGGGAUACGGUUACGGAGAGCAAGCUCCUCCUGUUCCUCGAAAAGGAGGUCGUACAUCGCCCACUUCGAGGUCCAAGCCGGAAGCUGGUACCCGGUAUGCCGGCCAGUGAGGCCCGGUUACACUGGCGGUCCGUCCGGGCUUACAUCACCGCGAUUACGGACCUGUGGCAGCAACAGCGGACCCUCGGCAUGAACAACCACCCGUCUCCCCGGGAGAACACAGCCCGGGAGUAUGUACGGACCCUGCAACGGCAACAUGCAGCCCAGAGCCGGUCUGUAUAUACCGACAAGGGCCAGGAUACUCUUCUUGAUGGCUAUUCGGAACCGGAACUCCGGAGGAUUGCCGAGAAGCUCUGGGGUCAGACCGCCGAGAGCCCGGCCAAUACCGAGCAGUGCCUCCGUACAUUGACGGACCUCUUGCUUAGCCAUUAUAUGCUUGCCCGGGGCAACGACCGGCGGGCGGCCGAGAUCUCGGACCUCUUCACGUUCGAAUUCCCUGGCGAAGGGCCGACCCGGUGUAUGCCUCUGAUCUUUACGACCCGCGCCGGGAAGACGAACCAGCACGGCCGGCUCGAGACAGCUGGAGCGCUUCGGAGCCGGGACCCCGAGAUCUGCCUCCUCGGUGCCCUUGCCUUCUACCUACUCCUUCGCUGGGACCUCUCGCCGGAGCCGUUCCCAGACUUCGGGAACCCCCAGCAUUGCUGGGUUAGCCGGGCUUUCGACUAUGCCGGCGUCGUCUCUGCGAAGAAGACCCACGCCGGGUGGAGCUCUGGGGCGAAGACUGCCGAGUUACGGGGGGUAAGCGAGGCACAGAUCCGGCGUGACGGGCGGUGGAACCCGGAUCAGAUGGUCGGGUGCUAUCUCGACGCCCUACCCCGGAAGUUUAUGCGGAGCAUUGCCGGCCAUCCAGCGCAGGUGGGAUGUUUCAACCUACCCCGGGCUGUGCCGCCGCCGGCGGCACUCCUAUCGAUGAUCUGGCCGGAGCUAGACCAGUGGGUUGAGGGUGCCCGGAAGCCGAAAGAUCUCGCCGGCACUGCUCGGUAUGGAACCACCCAGUCUUCCGGCACCCUGAAUAUCGGGCCCUUCACUCGCCGGGUGCUGGCCCGGGCCAACGGCAACGAGGAGCCGGACCGGCUUACGCUACUUACACAAGCGCUCCCGCAAUUUACGGAGCAUCUGUUGGCGGCAGAGGCACGGCAUACGGGACAACUAGCCGAGGCAACGGCCGCCAUGACUGCCGAGAUCGCUGGGUUGGAAGCCCGGCUUACAAGCGCGUAUACCAACCACCUCCGGCAGAUUCUUACCGAAGCCACCCUCCAGAUCCGGCUACCAGAGGCAGGGCCAGGUCCGGGGCCGGGGCCAGGGCCGGGGCCGGCGUCUGUACCAGCGGUAGCCACAGUUACGAUGCCAGAUCCUGAGCUCGAGCCGGUGUUGGAGGACAACGACGUCGACUUGCGUAUUCCUGGCGCCGAAGAGACCCCACCGGAAUACCGGAUGAGCCGGGCCAUCAAGACUGUUGAAGCCCUAUGGCAGGAAUGGAUGACCGGCUUGCCGGGACAACCAUCCGUCUCGGCACUGGAUACGCGGUGGGGGAGCCAGUGGCGGGCCGGUCGGCGAUCGGAGGUCCAGUGGUACUCUCUCCGCCUCGAAGUCAUCCGCGAGAUCCGUCGUAUAAGCAAGGCCCGGCGUAUGGCCGAGAUCUCGGCAAUGCACGCUGUGGCGGCGGACCAUAGGCAGUCGAGCCGGUCGUUGGAUGCCUUCUGCAAGCAGCUCCGGGCAAGCCGCAAGCUCCGCGAAGCCCCCCAACGGGCCCCGGCGAGGGCUAGAAAAUAG
Chaetomium globosum CBS 148.51 is the source of this 2190-nucleotide messenger RNA. RefSeq lists its product as uncharacterized. The record is from RefSeq and is a predicted model, not a curated record. Gene Ontology annotation, molecular function: DNA-binding transcription factor activity, RNA polymerase II-specific; RNA polymerase II cis-regulatory region sequence-specific DNA binding. The transcript has 3 exons. Lineage: Eukaryota; Fungi; Ascomycota; Sordariomycetes; Sordariales; Chaetomiaceae. Gene Ontology annotation, biological process: positive regulation of ribosomal protein gene transcription by RNA polymerase II. Bases 1 to 2190 code for a protein of 729 amino acids.